Molecule: messenger RNA, 498 nt
Organism: Lodderomyces theae
Lineage: Eukaryota; Fungi; Ascomycota; Pichiomycetes; Serinales; Debaryomycetaceae
Gene: DDR48
Product: DNA damage-responsive protein 48
Exons: 1
Coding region: 1-498 (165 amino acids)
Source: RefSeq, a predicted model, not a curated record
AUGGUUUUCGGAUUCGGUAAAGACGACAACAAGGACGACAGAAGAAGAGGAGACGACGACAACUACGGAUCGUCAAGAACCAAUGAUGACAGCAACUUUGGCUCUUCCAACGAUGACAGCUAUGGUUCUUCUUCCAGCAAGAGAGGUGGUAACUCAUCUUCAUUUGGCAACGACGAUGACGAUUCUUACGGCUCCUCAAACAGAUCAGGUGGUGGCUAUGGUGGUAACGAUGAUGACAACAACUUUGGAUCGUCAUCAUCAAACAAGAGAGGCGGUAACUCAUCCUCAUUCGGCAAUGAUGACUCUUAUGGUUCCUCAAACAGAUCUGGUGGAAACUCUUAUGGAGACAACAAUGACUCUUAUGGUUCCUCAAACAGAUCUGGCGGAAACUCUUAUGGAGACAACGACGACUCCUAUGGAUCAUCAAACAGAUCUGGUGGAAACUCUUAUGGAGACAACGACGACUCUUAUGGAUCAUCAAACAGACGUGAUUUCUAA